Zea mays is the source of this 1138-nucleotide messenger RNA. RefSeq lists its product as uncharacterized. Gene Ontology annotation, molecular function: ATP-dependent peptidase activity; ATPase binding; serine-type endopeptidase activity. Gene Ontology annotation, biological process: protein quality control for misfolded or incompletely synthesized proteins. Lineage: Eukaryota; Viridiplantae; Streptophyta; Magnoliopsida; Poales; Poaceae. The record is from RefSeq and is marked provisional. Gene Ontology annotation, cellular component: endopeptidase Clp complex.
GCUGUCCCCCGACCACUCCGCCGCCCGCUCCAAUGGCGGCGCCGGCCAGCUCCUCAUGCUUCCACCCACGCGCGACCGCCAGCCCGCCGUCUUCUCUCAGCGUCGGCACCAAGGUCUUCGUCGGGCUCAGGGCGCAGACCAAGCUCGGUUCGUCGGAGUCGUCAUGCCCGAAUGUCAGCGCUGGGUUCCACACUGCGGUCAACCGGAGAAUCUCUCUCAGGUUGUCCAAAAAGAAGGCGACCAGAGCCCGCAUCUCGAUGAUGCCUAUUGGUACUCCACGUGUGCCUUACCGAACACCUGGUGAAGGAACCUGGCAAUGGCUUGACAUAUGGAACGCUCUGUACCGUGAGCGGAUUAUCUUCAUUGGGGACAAUAUAGAUGAAGAAUUCAGCAACCAAGUGUUGGCAAGCAUGCUCUAUCUUGACAGCAUUGAUAAUUCCAAAAAGAUAAUGCUAUACAUUAAUGGACCAGGAGGAGAUCUUACUCCGUGUAUGGCACUAUAUGAUACCAUGCUAAGUCUAAAAAGUCCUAUUGGCACUCACUGCUUGGGCUUUGCAUUCAACCUGGCAGGAUUCAUCCUUGCAGCCGGUGAAAAGGGUUCACGCACUGGUAUGCCUCUAUGCCGGAUUUCACUCCAAUCACCUGCCGGAGCAGCUCGAGGACAGGCUGACGAUAUAGAAAACGAAGCAAACGAGCUUAUCCGCAUCAAGAACUAUCUCUAUGGCAAGCUCGCGGGGCACACAGGCCAUUCUGUCGAGAAGAUCCAUGAGGACCUGUCUAGGGUGAAGCGCUUCGACGCCGAAGGGGCUCUCGAGUACGGGAUCAUCGACCGUAUUGUCAGGCCGUCUAGGAUCAAGAAAGAGGGCUCCACUGCUCAAAGGAGGGACAUGCGGAAUCUGGGACUUGGCUAAUAAUAGACGAUCGAAAUCCUGUUGUAUCAGAAUUUUUUGUGCAAGGGAUGCGCUUAUUAUGGGAGAGCGAGCGAUGCACUGUUCCAAGCUCUACGCCGGCGUAGGUGUUUUGUUGUGUCAGCUGUGCUUUUGCUAACUGUCAGCACUACUAUUAUAAUAUAUUUGCUGGGAUUGUUGAUGAGCACGGCAAAGAAAAAGACCAGAGAUGCGAGGGCACUGGCCUCUAG